AUGGCCGCGCGCACGACCCCAGAGCAAUUGAGUGCGCUGCAGCACACGCCCGAGCGCAUUCGCAACAUAUGUAUUCUUGCGCACGUGGACCAUGGAAAGACGACGCUCAGCGACAGUCUCGUUUCUGCCAAUGGCAUUAUCUCAGAGCGCGUUGCAGGCAAGGUGCGGUACUUGGACAAUACGGAAGAGGAGCAAAUUCGUGGCAUCACUAUGAAAUCUAGCGCCAUUUCGUUGGUCUACCAGCCGGAAGCCACGACUGACAGUAAACAGCCCGAAGCGCCGUAUCUUAUCAACCUCGUGGACUCGCCAGGCCAUGUAGACUUUUCCUUCGAUGUGUCCACUGCAGUAAGACUCUGUGACGGAGCGUUGAUACUCAUUGACGCUGUGGAAGGAGUCUGUGCUCAGACCCACGCCGUGCUUCGCCAAGCGUGGAAAGAAGGCAUUCGUCCCUGUCUUGUGAUCAAUAAGAUGGACCGUCUAAUUUUUGAAUUGCAGUUUUCACCGAUGGAGGCCUACCAGAGGCUGAAUCGUAUCUUGGAACAGGCCAAUGCCGUGCUGAGCUCUAUGAUCCGGAUGGACGUGCUUGAGGAUGAUGACGAAAACACUGGAGUUCAGCAGGAUAAGGCUGUCAGUGUUGACGAUGUCGGGUGGACACAGAAUGAAGAAGCUCUGAUAAAAGAGAUGGAGCAGCGAGAAAAUGAAGUGCUAUUUUCGCCGUCGAACGGGAAUGUGAUCUUUGCCAGUGCCAUAGACGGAUGGGCCUUUGGAAUUGGAUACUUUGCUGUUCUAUACGCGAAGAAACUAGGACUGCCCGUGCAUAAAGUUCGUCAUGCGCUGUGGGGGGAUUUUUACUACAAUGGCAAGACGAAAAAAAUUGUAGCCGACCCGCCAACCUCAAACAGUCAGCCAAUGUUUUGCUCAUUUAUUCUUGACUUGAUUUGGACAAUAUACACAGCAAUGGCAAGGCCUGUUCAGUCAGAUACAGACUUCGACUCACUCCGCACGCUGACGCGACAGCUUCGGGUUGCAAAGCUGGUAACUGAUCGCGAUCUAAAGCACACAGAUCGCAAACUUGCAACGCAAGCCAUUAUGCGCAAGUGGCUGCCGCUGUCGACAACGGUGCUGAAGAUGGUAUCUCGAUUUUUGCCGAGUCCGGUCACUGCGCAGGUCAAGAGAGCCCACAAGCUGUGCGCUUUCCCUCACGAACGUCUUGAACAAUCAUGCCAGUAUGCGCGGGUGUUCCAUUCAUUGAAGUCGUGUGAAGCUUCGAUCAAUGCGCCGCUGGUAGUAUACAUCUGCAAGGUAGUAUCUGUAGAGGCAAAUGUACUAUCGGAUUACCGCCAGGCUGGAUUGGCUCCCAAUGAUGAAGUGUAUGUUGGUGUUGGCCGCGUAUACUCUGGCAUUCUACAAGAAGGCCAACCAUUAUAUGUGAUGGACCCAAAGUUCCAGGGCGUGAGAGACGAUGUUGACACCGACGCAGUCGACCUUGAAACCGUAAAUCACGUAGCGCAGAUUGAUGGCGGUGUGAUCAAACCUUACAUCAUGAUGGGCCGAGAAUUGCACAAGCUUAAUUGUGUGCCUGCCGGAAACAUCGUUGGUAUAGUAGGUCUGCAAGAACAUGUGCUUAAGACGGCUACACUGUCUUCAACAUUAGCUUGCCCUUCGCUAACGAAAAUGCCAUACCAGGCAAAGCCGAUUGUACGUGUGGCGAUUGAGCCGGAGGAUCCGCGUGACUUUGGCGCUUUGGAGGCUGGUUUGCAACGGCUGUAUCGAUCUGAUCCUACCGUUGAGGUUCACGUUCAGGAGACUGGAGAACAUGUUGUCGUGGCGCUUGGAGAACUUCACCUCGAACGAUGCAUCAAGGACUUGAAAGAACGGUUUGCUAAGGUUGCGAUUCAAGUUUCGGAGCCAAUAGUUGGAUUUCGAGAAACUGUCGUGGACGGGACAGUUUCGUCAUUCCAGGAGAAGAUCGUGUUUAAAGCACUUAUGAACCCAGAGACGGUUCGCGACGCAUCGCAUGACCGAGAAGAAGUCGCAAGCAUUUGUGAGUCUCAAGAUUCGAAAGCUGCACUGGGAACAACCCCAGACGGUACGUUAACACUUAAGAUACGAGCACAUCCGUUGCCUGUCGAAACAGCAAAGCUUUUGGAAGAAAACGCGCCGCUCGUCAAGCGCAUUGAGCUUUGCGAGAAAGCUGCUCAUGAAUUGAAUGACAAAGUUGCGAGCGUGGAUACUGAUCUAACUGCGGAGGAUAUUGUCGCUUUUAAAAACCGAUUUGCUACGUCACUUCUAGCCAGUGAAAGUGCGCUUCUAAGGUCGCUUCCUUUGGAUCAAAUAUGGAGUUAUGGUCCGAGACGAGUGGGCCCUAACGUGUUGGUGAACAACAUUCCGAACUACAAUUCACCAGAGUGGACAUCGUCAAUGACCGCUGCGAUAUGUAUCCAGAACUCAGAGAGGGUACGAAUGAUCAACAUGUUGAGGAAUAGCAUUGUGACGGGCUUUCAAAUGGCUUCAUCAGCUGGGCCACUGUGCGACGAGCCGGUGUGGGGAUUAGCUUUCGUCAUUGAAGACAUUGUAAUUCACAAGACCGGUAUUGACGAAAGUAAGUCUGAGGAUGUUAUGGCGGAGGUGAGCAAGUACGGGCCGCUUAGUGGGCAAGUGAUAUCUGUGAUGCGAACGACGUGCCUCAUGGCAUUUGUGAAGCAGCCCGUUCGCUUAGUCCAGGCUAUUUAUGAGUGCACCGUUCAGUGUCAAGCUGAGCAGCUUGGCAAGCUGUACAAUGUAAUCUCGAAAAGGCGCGGUGAAAUCUACUCAGAAGAGCUGUCCGAUGGUACGGCGCUUUUCACGGUGAAGGCCCAUUUACCUGUUGUUGAAAGCUUUGGGUUUGCUACAGACCUCAUGGUUCAGACAUCCGGCGCGGCGAGCAAUCCACAGCUCAUCUUUUCGCAUUGGAGCAUCAUAGAUAUGGAUCCAUUUUUUCAGCCACAAACUGAAGAAGAGCGCGAAGAUUAUGGAGAGUGGGUAUAUGAUCGCAACUAUGUCAGGAAGUACAUUGAAGUAGUUCGCAAGCGAAAGGGUCUGUCCCGCGAUGAAAAGAUUGUCGUUCAUGCUGAAAAGCAACGCACGCUGAAACGGUAG
Hyaloperonospora brassicae is the source of this 3138-nucleotide messenger RNA. Lineage: Eukaryota; Oomycota; Peronosporomycetes; Peronosporales; Peronosporaceae. The record is from the annotation of a GenBank genome assembly.